This is a messenger RNA of Pocillopora meandrina, 8684 nucleotides long. NCBI's taxonomy places the organism in Eukaryota, Metazoa, Cnidaria, Anthozoa, Scleractinia, Pocilloporidae. The record is from the annotation of a GenBank genome assembly.
AUGAACAGCUGCCCCAAAGUGUGUGACGACUUAACACGUAUAAAACCUACAGAAGACUGGUUAUCGGAGAGCCGCCUUAAAAGAUGCCUUACAACCUCAGAUCUCACUUUUUUAGGUGUGGGCUGUGUGUUAGGUGCUGGCCUGUACGCGGUCACAGGGGAAUUAGCUCGUGACAUCGCUGGGCCUGCUGUUAUUAUUUCAUUUUUCAUUGCUGCUGUUGCUGCCGCUUUGUCUGGGAUUUGUUACGCGGAGUUUGGAUGCCGUAUUCCCAAGGCCGGCUCCGCAUACAUGUACUCGUAUACGACUGUUGGAGAGUUUUGGGCGUUCGUUGUCGGUUGGAACAUGAUUCUAGAAUAUGUCAUCGCUGCUGCAAGCCUGGCGCGCGCCUGCAGCGAGUAUAUCAACUCACUUGCUCAGGGUUAUAUAUUCAAGUUCUUUAUGAACGAUAUAGCCACAUGGAACGUUUCUGGCCUUGGAAGCUUUCCUGACUUCUUGGCAUUCACACUGGCCUUGGCGUCUUCUUUUAUUGUCUCGCUGGGAGCACAAAAAUCAUCUCUUGUGAAUAAAAUCGUAACCUUCAUAAACUUAGCCGUCAUCUUGUUCAUCAUCGUUAUUGGAUUUUACUUCGCCGAUGGGGAGAACUGGAAACCAAAAUUUGCCCCCUACGGGUUUCGAGGUAUUUUAGCAGCCGGGGCAAGCUGCUUUUUCGCCUUCGUUGGAUUCGACGUCAUAGGAUCGGCGGGAGAGGAAGCUAUCAAUCCCAAGCAUUCGUUACCUUUCUCUACCAUUCUUACUCUUGUGAUAAGUUUCUUGGCGUAUUUUGGAGUCGCAACGGUGCUUACAUUAAUGAUACCUUAUCAUAAACUGAGCCACUUUGCUCCUCUGGCUGAGGUUUUUGUUCAACGUGGGUUGAGCGGCGCCAAAUACGUGGUGGCAAUAGGUGGGCUUUGUGCAACAAUGAGCACCCUGGUGGCCAACUCAUUCGCAGGCCCACGUAUUGCAUACUCCAUGGCGUCUGACGGAUUGUUAUUCAACUGGUUUGCGAAUGUGCACGAGAAGACAAAGGUUCCAGUUCGUGCGAUUUUGGUUGAAGGAAGUUUAGCUGCAAUCCUUGCUUUGCUUCUUGACGUAAAGCAAUUGGUAAGUUUCUUAACUGGAAUUAAUUUCUUUAAAUUUUAAAACUCAAAGCAAAAUCGAGUCUCAUGCAAGAGCUGUCUGACACAUGGUUCACUUGCGAAGCUGUCGAAGUAUCUUACUAUUAACAUAACAGGUAACUUAGUAGAGGUGGGCGUAUUUCGUAGAAUAUUCAGUGAACGUUUUACAGCGGAAAUAAAAUUUUGGACUGAAUUUGAAUUAUUCUCCGCAUGGUAACUCUUUUUAGCAUUUAGCAACGACAAAAUUUCUCUUUGACGCCAACUGUAGCUCAGAACUGAAACCUUAAAAAAAGGAAACGUAAAAAAACACGGUUUCCAUUUGAACUCGUUGUGGUUAAGGACUCCAUAGAGAACGUUCAACAUUCACUGAGAAAAAUGUUGAGGGUAUUUUUAAUUCUUAAAACAUCAUACUGUAUCAUAUCACUGGCAUCGUUCGUAAGCAAUAUGAAGCGAAUCCUGUGUUCUGAUUGGUAACAUGGGCCUGUCUUGCCCGCUUAGGAUUACCUGCUUUGAUCGUCGCGUGGAGCAGACUUACAAAAUUCGUAAUUUUUGGACAAUAUCAGCGAUAGUGGUGCAAAAAGCGGCAGAAGACAGUCAAACCAAAGAAAACACAAACGACUGUUGUGGGUUUAUUGUGCUAUAAACACAGUUAGCUUUCUUUCCGGCUUAAAAUGAAGCGAAAUCUUUUUGCUUUAUCUUUAUAAUAAAUCCUUUGUUGACCAAGCUUGUUCGGUCAGGAUGGCUGGAUAUUAGCCUAGUUCCUCUUUUGUGUUUUCAUACACUCGAUUUCGUCUCGGUCCAUGAAAACGCAAAAAAAAAAAAGAACUCGGCCAAUAUCCAGCCAUCUCACCUCACUCUUAGUAUGUAUUUUUCACAUGUAUUUUCAGGUGGAAUUGUUGUCUAUUGGUACCUUAAUUUCGUACACCAUGGUAGCUAUUGCUGUGUUGGUGACGCGUUACACUCCUGGAGUACAAACCGUCAAAUAUGACGACGACAGAACCAAAGAAAGGACCCAAAAAUGGCUUCAGUCGGUCUGCUGCCGUCCUGGCGAGACUGAAGACAAAGAUGGUGCUAGUCACGAGGUUACCUACCAACGAGUCGAAAGCAACGAUGAGGAGUCGUCAAAUGUAACAACAGAACCAGACAGUACGACAAGCUUCCAUGCACGUGUUGGUGCAUUCUUGUUGACUGUAUCCAUAAUGGCCCUAAAUAUCUGCCUUACUCAGACACAGUCAUAUCUGAGCUCGGGGGAGGUCUGGGCAAUCAUUCUUUCCUGUAUCUUCGGUUUAAUGAUCGUCUCAUCUUUGACGUUGAUCAUCAGGCAGCCUAGAAAUUCUGCCACAUUCCCGUUCAUGGUUCCAGGAGUCCCGUUCAUUCCUGCCCUUACGAUAUUUGUUAAUACUUUGCUUUUGGUGACGCUGAAUCAUUGGACGUAUAUCAGGUUUAGCAUUUGGAUGUCUCUUGGUAAGUAAUUGAAAAUUGGUAUGAAAUUUAUAGAUGUUAGCUUCGAGGACUGGGUCGAGUAGAGGAUGAGGCAACCUCUUCCCUAGGGCGCCUUUUCUCUGGCAUAGCACUCUGGCAUAAAUUUUGCAAGUUGAAAAGUUGAGUUUCUUGAUCUGUCGACCAACUUCUCUUUUCUUUUAUUUCCGGAUUAGUUUCCUGUUUUUCUUGGCAUGUAUGGGUAAUUAUUGCAAACGUUCCAGUGUAAAAAUUUGUUAUCGUUCAUUCCAGGUUUAUUGGUGUACUUUUUCUACGGUUGCAGUCACAGUUUGGAAGCCGUUAGACCGUCUGAGAAAACAGAAUCUCAGUUCAUCCUGACCCAGACUCCAGACUUUGGUCAAGAACUUGAAGAAUAUGUAUUACCACAUAAUCCCUAAGGAAUCCCGUAAAUAUUGCAAUUCUAAACUAAUUUUGUGGCCAGAAAGUACUUAUAUGGAAGUGUUGAAUGAUUUGGAGGAUCAGUUCAUACAGGAAACAAUCCCCUUGAAAUCGGCACGGCCAUCGUAGAACUAGAAAUCUCGGCGUGUAUAUUUUCCCUGUAUUGAGAGGCGUUGUCAUAACGUGCUGAACUCCAGUGGAUCGAGACCUGCUGGCCGGAUUUUUAAUCGCGUUCUUCUGCAAGACUGUACUGAAAUAUAUACUUUCUCUACCUAAGAUUUUAAAUUAGCACUGGUAAAUUUUCAGGGAAGCUUGACGAAAUCCCGACGAAGAGGGGAGGGGAGGGGGGUAACAAUUCAACAAAUACAAAGAAGAAAAACAUGGCGCACGAGGCUCAGCCUCAGUAUGCCACUGAUGUUUCUUACCACAUUUUGACGUCUGCUGUGAUCCAUUCCUGAACAGACCCACGCAGGCAACAUAUGGAAACUAUUUGUUUAAUAUAAGAAAAGGGCGAAAUUUGGUUAAUGGUGACGUUAUCUAUGCGUCUGUCCUUUAAUAGAUCAUAAAUAAGAACCAAUAAAAAUACUACUGAAAUUAGGAUCAGCUGCAACAGGAUAGACCAAAUGACUUGCGCACUGGGAAGAUGGCCUUGUAACACUUUUAUACGAACCAUAAGACUGGGCAGACUUAAAAAUUAUAAAUUGGCGUAAAAUUUAUUGUUCCAUAAAAGACAAACGGUUGCGUAUGAACAAGCUCUAAAGAAAGCCGUAAGAAACUACAGGUGUUUGUUAAAAAGGAAAAGCCCAAAUAAAUUGUUUGCAUACACACUGACAUAAGCAACUGAUAGAUGUAACCAGAAAAAUAUUACAACCGUAGACAAGGAUGCAUAAAUAUGUUUGAGUGGACCAAACAUCUCCAUUCCCCUCUCUCCCACAAAAUAAUUAGGUCUAUCUUCUAUCAGCCUGCUUCAGGCAAACAUCCAAACUUUACCCUAAUGCAUUGCUAUCGCGUUUCGUUCAAUGACUACACGCGCGGAGGAAGUUCUCCCUAAAUCAACUUGAACAUCCGAGUGUGUUCGGAUAGUCCCUGAAAUGAACAGAGGGGCGGUGGGGCGUGACACGCGUGUACCGUGUGGCAUCCUACGUUUUGCGCGCGUGACAAUUAUAACCAAAAAUAGAAAAUAGUACCUUCCGACUCAUCUAAAAUUGCGAAUAUUAUUAGUAGAUAUUUGUAAUCUCUUCAAACAAGGACCAUUUGAUAAAUAUUGAAAGGGUUUCGCUGGGUACGUCAAAGAACCAACUGUUAUGCUAUUCGUGUCCAAAUUCUGAACAAAAAAACAAUUAGAACUAAUAAUUAAAGCGGCCAAUCAGUGAAAAUUCUCUAUAUACAGCAUAAGUUUCUCGUAGGGCUAUUUUUGUAUCUCGCCACUAAGAAGAAUACGCUAGUCAUGGCAAAAUGUCCGCGAAAAGUACCGUAUUCGCUGAGCCGAGAUAGAAACCUGUCGCAUUGAGGGCCAGAGGAGGGGAUGAGGAGUUACUUUUGCAACGCCCCUGAUGGCGAUGACUGUUGAGUAUUGCUUCAAGAGAGUCCCCACAUGAUCUCUUAAGUUUCUUAUAGUGUGCACAUGAAUUGAUCUCUCGUUUGAUAUUCCUUUUCCCUGGAGACCACAAUCUUUUUAAAUCAGAUAUCCGACUCAAAUCAUCAAUAACAAGUCAUGUGAGAUUCCUUUCAGACUCGCUUAUCUGUACACCUGUGUUAAAAUAUACAGUUUGCCUCAAAUACAACCCAUUUUUUACGUGUUAGUUUACACCAUACAGCAUUUAGAAGAUCACGCAUUCCAGAUCACAUCGUGCGUAUUCAUGGUAACGCACUCCUUUAAUAAUAGCCUGAUAAACGAAUUGAUUCUUUGCGUGCCUCGUACUUCAUGCCAAGUGUGAACUUGAAGAGUCUUUCAUGGAAAACAGCGUGUGAUAUUUGAUGGUAACUUAAAUUAGAAUCUCUUGAUAUUCUGGCUAACCUUGUGUUUUUUUGCGUCCACAACUGUCUCUGAAACACACUGAUUUGUUUCUUUAUAGGGUAACAAGGAUGAUUUUUUUUCUUUUCGUAACUGAUAGGUUUUGCAUGACUGUGUGUGACUAAAGUACAGAAGAGAAAUGUUGAAUUGAGGACGAUUUCCUGAUAAAAAAAAUUACGUGAAAGGUUGAACUAUAUUGGCUAUCCACGGAAUUUAAAACCGUAAAAAAAUACGAUGUUGUUAUUGUCACGCGCGGGUGCAAUUGACUUUGAGUCCAGUUAGUUUUUUUUUCUUCAUCGUAAGGGAACAUUCAUCAGUCUACAUUGUUCAUAAUAUAAAACGUAUUUUUUAAAGGUUGAAAUAAAUUUUUCUUUCUUUUUUUAUGAAACUGUCUUUUUUAAUUUUGGCGCAUUGUCAGCUUUCUUCGAAGACUCCAACGCUUCUAGAACAUCAAAGGGGAACAGCUGUAAGCCUUUACGGACAAUCUCCCCCAAAAAGAGCGAUUCUAUUUUUUUUAUUUCUUCCCUUUCCGCCAAAUCGCACCAUGCUUAAGAUUCUGCUCCCACGCCGAGGGUUAAUUUUAAAAGUUCCUCGAUAUUUAUCCCUUCCUAUUAUCUGCAGAACCAAGAUAUCUCAAAGCCAAAAAAAAAAUCUCAAAGAAAAAUGUUCUUUGACCACACUUUUACAGGCUCUUACUCGGAUAAAAUCCCGGUUAUGACAGCAUACCUUUUUGGGAGCGUGCGAAAAAAGCUUGAAUUAUGUGACCAUGUUGUCUUCUAAAAUAAAAAUUCAACGGUUCGCAGAAAUACAAAGAAGACAAUUCUUAUCGAAAUAUAUCGGGUCUAGGUUUACUUUCCGGCUCCAGGAGCUUCUGUUGUCUCUAAAUUAGAGAGAUAUGAAGCAGCGAAAUAAAUUUUUAAUGAGAAUAUAAAUUUUAAAAUAUGUGAAGUAACUGAUGCUUCCUCGGUAUAAUAAAAAGUUGAAUAGUUCUAAUGGAUAUUACCAAUUCAAAACAAGUCACCAGUACGGUUGGUAAUUAGGAAAGCUAAUUUGCAUUUCAGAAUUUUUUAUUUGCACUCUCGCCCGCGGCGAUUAUAACCGUUUUAACAUUUGAUAAACAGAAACCUUCCAUCGUCCCUCGGUUUAAGUUUGUUUUAGCCGUGAAAAAUAAAAAUAAAUCUUAGUUUUAGUUUGAUUUGAAAUUUUUGUGAAAAUUCAAGAUUGUAGAAAUUAGCUUUGUUAAAAAAAAAUGAACGCCUUAAGGAAAAUGGUCGCGUGGGAUGGGACAACAUAAAGAUUGAGUCCCAAUCGGCAUUGGAGAUUAUUUAAGGGUAGGAAAUAAAGAGGGAAAAACCAAGUUCAUCUCAAGGUCUUGGCCUUAAUCAAUUUCAACGCAUCGUUCAACGCAUCCAACGGCAUUGGAGAUUAUUUAAGGGCAGGAAAUAAAGAGGGAAAAACCAAGUUCAUCUCAACGCAUCGGAGAACGAAGAUGCAAAUUUUUGUUGUUGUCAAAAGCGGUUACGUUUACAACUCCUCAAACAAUAGAUCAAAGACCAUCUGCUAUUAUACGUCACACAGUGGCUGUCAUGCAAAUGUACGUCAACAAUCCGGAAUAUAUCGUCUGUCAAUUAAAAUUCUGAUUCGAUUUUCUAAUUUCACAGGUUUGAGUAGCCAAGCGAAAGUGUUCACAUUGAAUCGAAUUUUGUCCAGUUUAAAGGUUUCGUUUCAUUCCCGCAAAUCGUCAAGAGGAGAGUGAUCUAUAUCUGAGAGAGAGAAUUUAAUUAUGACAGUCAUUUAGAGACGUUUUAAAGCGAAGGGAGGUUUCAAAACCUUCAUCAAUUAGCCAUAUUGAAGACGGAAAACCCGCUGGGAGGAAGAGUUUUACACCGUUGAAAGCUAUGAGUUUUAUACGGUUUCUUCGUCUUCUCACCCGAAGAAAAGUUAUCGACAAUGAUCUAUCUAAUUCUCAGCUUCGCCGAUGUCUUGAUGUCUUCGAUUUAACUUCAAUUGGGGUCGGUGCGACGGUGGGAGCGGGUCUGUAUGUAGUCACUGGACAGAUCGCCAGAGAUGUCGCCGGACCAGCCAUCGUGUUGUCGUUCUUCAUCGCCGCUGUUGCAGCUUUCCUUUCGGGGAUUUGUUACGCGGAAUUUGGAUGCCGUGUCGUCAAGGCAGGGUCUGCCUAUGUGUACACCUACUCUUCUUUAGGUGAGAUAUGGGCAUUUAUCAUCGGCUGGAACAUGAUUCUAGAAUAUGUGAUCGGUACAGCUUCGCUCGGCCGCGCCAGCAGCGAGUACAUCGACUCCAUUGCCGGCGGAGCUAUUCGAAAAUUCUUUAUCGAAAACAUUGGGGCGUUUAAUGUAUCGGGCUUGGGAUCGUACCCGGAUUUUCUGGCUUUUAUUCUUGUUCUCUUGGUGUCCAUGAUCGUUGCCAGCGGAGCCAAGCACUCGGCUGUAUUCAACAAAUGCGUGACCACAGUUAACAUGCUGGUAAUACUCUUCGUGCUGGCUGUCGGCUUGUUCCAUGUCAACCCUUCUAAUUGGGCCGGCAGACAACAGUUCCUUCCAUACGGAGUGUCCGGAGUCCUGGCCGGUGCUGCGAGCUGUUUUUACUGCUUCGUCGGCUUUGAUGUGAUAGCAACAGCCAGUGAAGAGACCAUUAAUCCCAAGCGAGCCAUCCCUCUCUCUAUCAUGUUGUGCCUUGUUAUCAGCUUUCUUGCUUACUUUGGGGUUGCGUCCGUUCUGACACUGAUGGUGUCCUAUGACAAGCUCGACAAAUUCGCUCCCUUACCAGAGGCUUUCAAAGCAACUGGUAUCCCCGCAGCCAAGUAUGUUAUUGCCGUUGGAGGGCUGUGUGCGUUAGCAGGUUCGCUGAUGAGCGGCAUCUUCGCCGUCCCAAGGAUCAUGUACUCCAUGGCAAGCGAUGGUCUCCUUUUCAAGUUCUUUGCCAGGAUCUACGAGCGAACUAAUGUUCCUCUGAUCUCCAUCACCUUCGCAGGGGUACUUUCCGCCCUACUGGCCCUACUGCUGGACCUAAAACAACUAGUUGAGAUGUUGUCAAUUGGUACCUUACUCGCCUACACCUUGGUCUCUAUCUCUGUCCUUGUGUUGAGGUUCCAGCCUGGCGUCGAAGAUGUCAAUUAUGACGAAGAUACCCCGAGUUCUGUGCGAAGCUACAAAGUCAUCUGUUGCCAAAAGAUGCUGCCGGAAUCGAAAGGUGCCGAGUACAAGCCUUUGGAAAGCGUGGCGGAGGACAAGAACCAAGAAAAUAAAGCUUCGGAAGAACCAUCCACAUCAACAAGUCAUAUUGCCAACGCCGCUAUCUCUCUUCAGGUCGUGGGUCUCGCUGGUUUCUGUGCGCUGCUGAUAGCAGGAUGGGGAGAUUUAGGCGACGGCGAGGCAUGGGCUGUAUUCACAGCCGUUUUCCUUGGAAUUCUCAUAAUAUUUGGAUUUGUAGUGAUGCAGCUUCAACCUAAAAACAGAGCGAGAUUCCCUUUCAAGGUUCCCUGUAUACCGUGGCUUCCCAUUGCCAGCGUUGUGGUAAAUCUGUUCCUGCUACUCAAAUUGUCCGUUUGGACAUGGGUACGAUUCAGUGUUUGGAUGAUUUUAGGUAAGCUCAACUCUUUUAUGUUCUCUUUUCAA